Molecule: messenger RNA, 3105 nt
Organism: Abrus precatorius (Indian licorice)
Lineage: Eukaryota; Viridiplantae; Streptophyta; Magnoliopsida; Fabales; Fabaceae
Product: rho GTPase-activating protein REN1-like
Biological process (GO): signal transduction
Source: RefSeq, a predicted model, not a curated record
CGUUCAUAUUUUUGUUCUCUUUUGAUUGGUUUCCAAGCCAGGUUUGGUCAAUUGAAUGUGGUGACUUCUGCUGGGUAAUCAUCUUGGAUAUACUUCUGUGAUUUUGGGAUCACAGAUAUGACCAACACAAGUGCAGAAUUGUCUCAGGGGAAUGGUGGUGUUUCUCUUCCUUCUCCUAACCCUCAGUCUGGGCCACCAGAGCAUCAGCGUUCUCAUGGUGGCAGCGGCAAUAUGAUUUUCAAGAGUGGGCCACUUUUCAUAUCUUCCAAAGGAAUUGGAUGGACAUCCUGGAAGAAAAGGUGGUUUAUUUUAACACAAACGUCACUUGUUUUCUUCAGAAGUGAUCCAAAUGCUGUCCCUCAGAAGGGAAAUGAAGUGAAUUUGACCCUAGGUGGCAUUGACCUCAACAAUUCAGGCAGUGUUGUUAUCAAACCAGAUAAGAAACUUUUGACAGUACAAUUUCCUGAUGUUCAUGAUGGACGAGCUUUCACACUUAAGGCUGAAACUACUGAAGAUUUAUAUGAGUGGAAGACUGCACUUGAGAAUGCGUUGGCACAAGCACCUAGUGCUGUCAAUGUGAUGGAGCAAAAUGGUAUCUUUAGGAACGAUCAGACUGAUUCAAUUGAUAUUUCUUUGGACCAGUUAAAGGAGAGAGAACCAGCCAAAUCUACUGUCAUUGGUCGGCCAAUCUUACUUGCUUUGGAGGAUGUUGAUGGAACUCCAUCAUUUUUGGAGAAAGCCCUGACAUUUAUAGAAGAGCAUGGAGCUAAUGUGGAAGGGAUCUUGCGACAAGCAGCUGAUGUUGAUGAGGUCGAACGUCGUGUUCGAGAAUACGAACAAGGAAAAGUUGAGUUUUCUCCGGAUGAGGAUGCACAUGUAGUUGGUGAUUGUGUUAAGCAUGUGCUUCGGGAAUUGCCAUCCUCUCCAGUUCCAGCAUCUUGUUGUAAGGCACUGUUAGAAGCUUGUCGAACUGAACGUGGGAAUAGGGUUGCUGCUAUGCGUGCAGCAAUAAAUGACACUUUCCCUGAACCAAAUCGUCGCUUAUUGCAAAGAAUACUCACAAUGAUGCAAGCUGUGGCUUCACGCAAAGCUGUUAAUAGAAUGAGCUCCUCAGCUGUGGCAGCUUGCAUGGCACCUUUACUUCUUCGCCCCCUUCUGGCUGGAGAAUGUGAGAUUGACAAUGAUUUUGAUGUAGGUGGUGAUGGUUCUGUUCAACUUUUACAAGCAGCUGCUGCAGCGAACCAUGCUCAAGCAAUUGUUAUAACUUUAUUAGAAGAAUAUAACAACAUAUUUGGGGUAAUAUAUCUCACUAUUCCUUUUUGCAUGCAGGAAGGUUCUGUGUCCCCUGAUAUAUACACUGACUCAGAAGAAGAGAGUGGAUCUGAGAGUGAGGAAGCUACUGAUGAUGAUUUGUCCUACGAGGAUGAUGAUGAUGAUUAUGAUGAUGACGAUGAACAAGAUGAAUCAGUACAGGAGUCUGAUGCAGAAGCAGAUGAUGAUCUUGUUAGCGAAUCGUACAGUGAAACUGGAGAAUCUGAGGCUGAUGAUGCAGGCGACGAUGAGGACCAUGAUCAUGCUAGUUCUAGUUCAAAAUCUUCAAGUGCUAGUGAAGAAUUGAAAGCCGAAAAAAAAUUAUCAUCAAAGUCACUUGAAGGUUCACUGAAUCAACCCGAAGAUAUAAAAAAAAAAUCUGAAAAUCUCACAAGUCCAAAUAAGACUGCUCAUGCAGAUCAGUCCAAUAAGCCUGCUGGUAUAGUUGGAGUGUCCACUGACCAGGUUAAAUUGCAUAAUUCAAAUUCUCCUAGUCCUUUAUGUAUCAAAAAAUCGAAUACCAUGUCCAAUGGGCCAGCACCUCGGCACCGCACCAUGUUGGGGCGAGUCUCUGCAAGGAAGAAUCUUUCCAUGGAAUCCAUAGAUUAUUCUGUCGAUGAUGAAGAUGAGAUUGAAAGGCUUGAAGCUGCUAGGGCAGAAUUACAAACUCAAAUCGCAGAUGAAGUGAAGGCAAAUGCAAAGUUGCAAUCCCAUAUGGAUAACCGAAAGAAAGCCUUGGAAGAACGUCGUCUGGCUCUAGAGCAAGAUGUGGCUAGACUACAGGAGCAGUUGAACAAGGAAAAGAAUUCUCGGAUAGCUCUUGAGAACAAGGCAGGGCUUGAGGAAUUAGCUCUGGUAGAAGCAGACCUUGCUAACUUAGAGUGGAAGGUUGAGGAGCUUGGAGUCAGGCUUAAUGCACAACUUGAGCGAAAUUAUGGAUCCAGUUUGGAAAUCUCUAAUCUACCGCGACAGAUAUCAAAUAAAGAGAGAAAAUCGAAAAACAAGGCAGAUACUGAAGUUCCUGCCAUAUCACAAACUGACAGGUCAAUAAGUAAGGACACUCAUAUUGGUGGAGCAGAAAGUGAUACUGAGAGAAAGCCAGAGCCAGCACCUACAUCAAACAAACAUCCACCAACUAGCUCCAAGAAAUCUAGUACAAAGGGUGAGGGAGCAAAUUUCACUCCUUCUGCAAUGACAAAACUGACAUCCAGACUGAACUUUUUGAAGGUGAGCCGAAAUCAGAUUGCAAACGAACUCCAAAAUAUGGAUAAAGGCCGAGAGUCAAGUCGCUCUGCACACAACGUGGAAAAAGGAAAAGGACAUGACCGUCCUCAAGCACUUCCAUCCCCUCAUAGAUAUGGAGGGUCUGAAGCUCAUCAUUCUGUCCCAAACCCAGAAAGAGUUAGAGGCUCGGACAAUUCUCAGUCACUGCAGAUUUCAGAUAAAGGAUCGAGCAAAGGUAAAUCACAUCAAAGUUCAGACAAAUUGAGGAAAUCAGAUAGCCACCCAAGCCACCACACAGAUGGAUGGAAUCAGCAACCAAAACAUUUGGAAAGAGGAAGAUCAGAAGGUCAUCAGACUUUUAAUGUGGAUAAAGGUCGGUGAUUACGAGGCGAGUCUUCUGUUAUAGAACAAAAUCCAGAUCCAGUCAAUGUUUUUCUUGUUCAACUGGGGCAUUGCUUGUGUCUUUCAACAUUGUUUUGUGUGGUUUAUGUAAUACAAUGAGAAGAAUCCUUCUUUGAUAAGGUUGGCACUAGAGCUCAUAUUCAAACGAGAGAAGCAUUCCAUUUACAC